UGAAAAAAAAAAUUGUGCUAAUUAAUAUAUAGCCAAAGGAAAUAAAUAAAUUUGAUUUCAAUUAGAGUAUUGAAAAACUAGAAAAUAUGUAACAAACCUCUAAAAACAUUUAAAUAGCUGUAUUAGGUGUGAUAUGAAUUUUAUAUCGUCAAUUUUUUACUACAGAAAGAAAAACUCUACGCAAAUUUGUGCAAAUAAAUCUAUGUGGAAUUCAUAACUAAAAAAUAAAUUGAAAAAGAAAAUGGUGUGCAAAUGUUAAAAACAAAAAAUCUAAAAAAGGAAUUUUAAUAACCAAAAAAGAAAAACUUUUCAAAAUUUAAUCGUGAUUCACAUAUAUAAAUGAUAUGGAUAAAAUGGAUACUGACACCUCGGAUGUGAGACAGGCCCGGCAACGAGCCUCCGUCAAAUGGAUUUUAUCAAAAGCAUUCAAUAAUCGCGUACCAGAAAAUCAACGCGAACCAUUCUAUCGUGAUCAUGAAGGACAGGAUCACCUGAAGCCACAGAUCGUAGUAAGCUUGGGAAAUGCAUCAAUAUACUGCCAGACAUUAUCUAAUUUGUACUCGGAUCCAAACUACCAAAGUUUAAAUCACUGGUCAAUACUACAAACACUGACACGUAAAGGUGUUCCAAUAACUGAAAAUCCAGAUAUGCCGUUAACUGAGACUGUUUUAAUACAAACCAAUCCAUUACGAAUUAAUGCCCACAUGUCUGUGAUAGAAGCGCUUAUGAUAUUGUAUGCUAAAGAAGUAGCUAGUUGUGAACGUAUUUCAACAGCAAUAAAUAGAAUAACGGGGGGAUCAUUGCCAAAAGAAGUACAAAAUCAUGAGACUGCACUACUUUAUUGGCUUUCACAUGUAUGUGCGGCUUUGAAGCGACGCAUCGAUAAAGAAAUUGAAAAUGGUGCAACUAACGAGAACGGUGCGCGAUUACAAUCUCCAGACAUUUCACCUGUACGCGACUAUAUUGAUCUAUGCGAUGGCGUAUCUUUAGCCUAUUUAAUUUCAUAUUAUUGCCCAAAUAUUGUACCAUGGACAAGUGUGCGGUUGAAUUAUAUGCCAACGGUUGAAGAUUCCAUUUCCAAUAUUCUUUUAGUUAGUAAUUUUUCACAGAAACAUUUGCCAUAUUCUGUAUUUCAUAUGACACCACAAGAUGUAACAUAUAUGCGAGGAUCUAUGAAACAAAAUCUAGUUGUUCUUUUAGCUGAUUUAUUCAAUUUAUUUGAAAUCCAUCCAGCCAAAUGUGUUGCAUAUCCUGGUAUGGACCAGCAACCUUCAAAAUCGGAUAGCAACGACACGAUAAAUGAACACGGAAUUCAACAUCGACGGGGACUAAUGUGUCCAGUAAUUACGCCAAUACCAGACCUAAGGCGAGGUUUGGAUUCGCCCACUAAUUCAACCGCAAGCAACAAACCCCCAUUCCAAGUUGAUCGUUCCCUAUCUACAAGCGCUAUACGACGAGUGACACCACCCCGAGAAGAUUCGAACACAGUUAUUGAUGAUGGCUUUGUAGUACAUCGCGGGCGCACUGUACCAACAUUAGCAUCUAUGCAAGAGCCGCUGCCUAUAGCUCGAUUAAGGCAAUCCAAAGAGCGAACAGAAUCAAGAGCCGAAGAUCGAGGCGAUAGUAUCGCAGCUGGUCGUCCUAGUAAUUGGGAAGAGACUAGAAGACCAAGUUUUGCAGGACGACGAUCUCGUCGCAACUCGGUUAGUGAUGAUUCACAACUGACAAUAGAGAAUUUUGGAGGCUCACAAGACCAAUUGAAUAUGAUUGGUCGUGCAUUUGAAAAAGAUAAAUCUAUAACAAAUGUUGUGGUUGAACCAGCUGUACCAGUGCGAUCAUCAAUGGCUGAUGCUCGGGGCUCCAUACUAUUUGAUUACGAUGAUACAUCGAAUAAUGAAAAACAGGAUCAUGAAAAUGAAAAACAGCAACCAAUACCUAUGCGACGUAAAAGUCAAACUCAAGAUAUUAUUGAUGGAGAUGCUACAAUACAACAACAAACGGCUACAAUGGCUUCGGAUAACGGAACAAUACCAGUUCGAAAAACUUCAUUCGUACCGCUUCCAAAUAACACAACCACAUGGCAACAACAAUCUGUUAAUUAUCAGAAAACUGAUCACGAAGUCGAUGACGAUGGGUCGAAUGUGGGUGUAGAUGUGUAUAAGUUGUCAACCGUACGUAUGCAACUAGAAGAAAAACGCCGUCAAAUAGAACAAGAAAAGCGCAAAAUAGAGGUAGAUAUGCACAGACAACAGCAAAAAGUUGGAAAAGCAGCAUUCCUCCAGGCAAUAAAUAAGGACAAAAAUAAUACUCUCAGAAAUAAUAUUAAGGAAAAUAGUUUAGUGGACGAUGAAUGUCAAGCAGAUGAACUAUGUAUUUUGCAGGAUUCUACUGAUCUUAAUACAAUCGAAACAAAGUGGACAAAUGUUGGCUCGAAACCGACCCCAGAUGUAGAUCAAUUGAAUAUGGAGCACUAUCAAAAAAGUAUUGCUCAAAAGAAUUCGAGUCUCCAGGAUUUGAAUGAAGAUAUAAAUCGAUUGGCGAAUUUGCAGGUUCAAAUGCAGGCGCAACAAGUACAGGCUCAACAACUAAUGCAAGCACAACAAAUACAAAAUAUACUCUAUGGUUCCCAACAACACAUACCUGGUGCACAAGCCAAUCAUCGUAGUCCAAUGUCACAAUCAAAUUUCGGUUCGUCUCCUCAUAUCCCGCAACCACAUUCACCCCAGCAACCAAUCCCCUACCAUAAUGUACGUCCAUCAAGUCGAGAUUCACAUCAAUUUAUAAAUGAGCAAGGCCAAUAUAUAACAGCAAUGUCAAACAAUCAUCAUUCGUUUUCCUCGUACGUGGAUUGCGAAAAUGGAGGUGGUUCCAUGUACCAACACCAGCCAUCUCUUAAUCCAUAUCACACGUAUCGAGUUGACCAGUAUCAUAAUCCAUCAAUACAACGUAUUCCGCAAUCACAACCGAAUCAAUUUUACUUACAUGAAAAUACUCCCCCACAGCCGGCAGCGAGAAGAACUUGGACUCAACCAGCAACUCCUUUGAAUACCGAUAUACCUCAAAAUCAGCCGCAAGUGCUGCCAUUAGAUGUAAACGCUUGGUCACAAAAUGCACCAAAAAUUGACACACAUACGUGGAAAUCAUCGAGCCAUUCCAAUCUUAAAAAUCCUGGUUUUAUAUUACAUCAAAAUAAUACUGGAAUACAACAACAUCAAAACAUCGAUCAAUUCUGCUCCUCACCGAUUAGUUCAACGGAUUCAGAUUUAAGGGGAGCUGUAAUACAUCACAAAAUUAAUGGUAAUAAUGAACAUCGCGACAAUCGGGUUCCAAUUUCAUCGCCAUCAGUUGAUGAUAUGGCACCACAAAGUAUUUCAUUCAUCGGGGAAGAAGACUCGGUUGACUUGAUUAUGGAACACCCACCACCUCCAAGAACAAAAAUAUCAUCCGUUAGACCAAAUGUUAUUCAACAUGAACAGGACUUAGAUUUGGGGAAACUAAAUAUCUCCAGUGGAAAAUUAACGUAUCGCAUACCAUCACCGACUAGACCUUCAUUGAACAUGAACAGUUUUCAAAAGCCUAACGAAGAAAUCGACAACGAACAAAAAGGCUUUUAUAUAUCAUUCGAUAAUUCUCAACCGAAACGGCCAAAGCCCCCAUUACGCACAAAACGAUCACCGAAAAAAGAUCGCAGCUUAGAUUCAACAGAUAACCGAGAACAAAUUAGUCAACUGGAACAAGAAUUGAAAGUAGCACAUCCACAAGUGAAUAAAAGACAGAACAGUUUUUCGAGUUUCGAAAAUAAAGUUCGAAAUAUAUAUGAUCAAGCAUUUGAGAAAAGUGAAUCUAAUGGUCGUUCCAAUAUCGAUGCUGAGUCCAACGUGGUUCGAAAACAUGUGAGUGACAGUCAAAUGUUGUCUAUUUUAGAUCGACGACAUUUAGAAGAUGUAACGAAUCACCAGCAGGAACAAAUUUCAUCACCACAACAUCGAUCACGUGAAACAAAUAAAACUCUCCUUAUUGAUGAUGCUCUUACUAAACUGGAUCCGGAAUCGGUUGAUGAAAUGGAACGGAAAAAAGAAAAAAUUAUGUUGCUGUCAUUGCAACGACGUCAACAACAAGAAGAAGCAAAAGCACGUAAAGAAAUUGAAACUAUGCAACGACGUGAAAAAGAACGCGAAAAAGAGGAGGAACGCAUACGAAAACGUGAAGAGCAAGCUUCUCGUCGGGCUGCUAUUCUCGAACAACAUAAACUAAAAAAAGCAAUUGAAGAAGCAGAACAAAAAGGAAUCACUCUAGAUCGUAAUGAUCUUCAAUCGCUUAAACAGCAACAUGCAACGAUUAGUCAAACAUCAAGUGGUGCAGCAGCAAAAAUGCGUUCACAAAAGGUUGUUCGUCCAAGACCAAAGACAAUUCACGUUGAAACUGGCUCAGUUGAUUUAAGUGAAACAUCUAGCUUAUCCAGUCGCAACAAAAAGGGUUCGAGUUCGAAUUUAACAGGUCUUGGUCAAUUAAGUUCAAAUUCCAUGCGGAGAGAUUACUAUCGAGGGUCACAAGAUUCCUUGGCCAUACGAGAAUCCCCAGAUGAAUUUCAUAGUACUAGUUCAACGCCAAUUGGUCGCCGUGGGUCUUACAAAACAUCUAGAGGUUGGUGA
Contarinia nasturtii (swede midge) is the source of this 4652-nucleotide messenger RNA. RefSeq names its product patronin-like. The record is from RefSeq and is a predicted model, not a curated record. Gene Ontology annotation, biological process: negative regulation of microtubule depolymerization; neuron projection development; cytoplasmic microtubule organization. Lineage: Eukaryota; Metazoa; Arthropoda; Insecta; Diptera; Cecidomyiidae. Gene Ontology annotation, cellular component: microtubule minus-end. Gene Ontology annotation, molecular function: calmodulin binding; microtubule minus-end binding; spectrin binding. The coding region runs from base 345 to 4652 and encodes 1435 amino acids. The transcript has 24 exons.